Caenorhabditis angaria is the source of this 3496-nucleotide messenger RNA. The record is from the annotation of a GenBank genome assembly. Lineage: Eukaryota; Metazoa; Nematoda; Chromadorea; Rhabditida; Rhabditidae.
AUGGAUGGUUUGAAUGUUCUGAUAACUGGAUCGACAACUGGAUUAGGUUAGUUUUUUUUUUUUAGAAAAAUUGAAAAUUUGUCUAGAAUUUUGUAGAAAUCCAUUAGAAUGGCCUAAAAAUUCUCAUAAUUUUUUUUCCAAAAAUUAAAACUUCUGAAUUUUCAAUUGCUCAGAUUAUAGAAUUUUGAAAACACAAUUUAUAAGCUGAGCAACGAAAAUUUCAAUUUUAGAUGUUAAAAACUAGUUUUUUUUGCUUCAGAAAAUAAUAAAUGCGUUUUGAAACCUUGUUGCUCAGAUUAUACUUUUUGCAAAUUAUUCAGAAAAUUUGCAGAAUCUAAUCGAGUUUCUUUCACCUGAGCAAUGCUAGUUGGAUUUUUCUAUUCAAAUCUGAGCUCAAGUUUUCAAAAAAAAAACCAACAACUAAAUUUUAUUUUGGGCCGAAAAUUCCACGUGACAAAAUUCAGAUAAAAAUUCAGGAUUCUGAUUUUUUCAGCCAAGAAUUCCACGUGGCAAAAUUCAGAUUAAAUAAUCAGAAUUCUGAAUUUUUCAGCCAAGAAUCCACGUGGCGAAAUUCAGAUAAAAAAAUCAGGAUUCUGAAAUUUCUCAGCCAAGAAUUCCACGUGGCAAAAUUCAGCAUCAAAUUUUUUUAUCUCCAAAAUUUAGACCUAAAAUUCUACGUGGCAAAAUUCAGCUUUAAUUCUGAAAAAUCGACAUUUUCCAGGUCUGCACACGGCAAAAGCGUUGUAUCGAAAAGGAGCAAACAUUAUUAUAACCUGUCGAGAUGAGGUGAAAGGACGAAAAGCGGUUGAGGAAAUUGCGAGUCAAAAUACAGCCGAGCAAAAAGAGCAACAAAAUGAAAACCAAAGAUUGCAUUUAUAUACUGUUGGUUUUUUUAAUUAAAAAAAAAUAAAAUAAAUUUCAAAACAUUUUUCAGCUCGAUAUAACUAACUAUAAUUCGAUUGUCGCGUUUUGCGAUGAAAUUUACAAGGAUUUCAAUAAAUUGCAUGUUAUUAUAAAUAAUGCCGGAAUUAUGGGAUGGCCGUUUGAGGUUAGAAAAUUUUCAAAAUUAGUUUCAGAAGUAUGUAACCAAUUAAAAAUUUCUGCCAAAAUUUAUUUUGGCGCCAAAAAACCAGAGGAAAAUUCGAAUUUGCAGCUAUCAGUUGAUGGAAUCGAAAUGCACUUCGCCACCAAUGUUUUUGGCCAUUUUGCAGUUUGCGAACGACUUCUUCCACUUUUAAUGCAUUCCGAUCGAGAGGAUUUCAAAUCGAGGAUUAUUGUGAUUGGAAGUGGAUUGUAUAAAAAUGUAAGAUGUCUUCUCAACUUUCACUUUUAAUAAAAAUCAGGCCUAUGCUGGAAAAUCAAAACCCGGAAAACGGAAAGUCGGAAAAUUUCCGGAUUUUUUGAACCGGAAAAUUUUUCAAAGUCGGAAAUUUCGAUUUUCAGCCUUAAGUUGGCACUAAAACUUAUUUUUAUCUACAAUUUUUCUAUUCACCGGUGAUUUAGUAACUAUUUGAGACGUUUUACGUUCAAAACAUAGUAAAAUUUGAAAAAUUGAAAAAAAAAUUGAAAAAAAAUUUCAUUUUUUCUAUCAUAAACUGAGAAAAUUUCUCAAAAUUUAGGCAAAAUUGUAAAUAUUACUAAAGAUCGUUUUCCGGAUUUUCCGAGUACAUUAUCCGGAAAACCGGAAAAUUGAUUUUUCCGUGAAAAAACCGGAAAAUCCGGUAUUUUAUGAGCUGGAAACUAAUUUAUAUCAGAUUUGGACGAUAAUCUUUUUUCAAGCUCAUAAAAUCCUGAUUUUACUAAAUUUGCCACGUCAUAACUCAUAUUAGGAGUUGAGCUCUGCAAUUUCAGACAACGGAAUAGUGAUCAGCGAGUCUGAAACUUUUCAGGCUCAUUCAAUGCCAGCGAUUCAAAAAUUGUUGGGCGAAGAAGGUUGGGAUUAUAAUGCGAAACAGGCUUAUGCAAUUAGUAAAUUGGGAAAUUGUUUGUAUACUGUGGCGAUGGCAAAGUAAGUGUCUAAAUUCUAAAUUUUUAAGAAUCUCAAGAAUUUUUUCAAAAAUUCUAAAGCUUUUGAAUUUGGAUCAAAAAUUUCAGAAUUUGAAUUAAAGCUAUAAAAAAAAUUCCAGAUUUUCAGCUUGAAAUUUCGAAAUUUUCAAGAGAAGAGUUCAAAAUUUCAGCCAAAAAACUUUCAGUUAAAAAAUUCAGAGUAACCUAAAAAAAUUAGAAAAAAUAGAAACUUUCAGUUUUCUAUAGAAAUUAUUACUAAAUUUUUGAACAAAAAUAUAUUUUUUUCUAAAAUUCUAAAAUUUUUGGGAUUUUGAUUAUUUGAAAAAAUGCAGAAAUUUGCCACGUCAUAACCAUUUUUCUCACAGGAUGCUCGAACAAUAUGACAUUGAUAUUUAUUGUGUUCGACCCGGUUUUGUAAAUGGCACCGAACUUGGCCGCGAAACUCAUUGGCUUCUCCGCGCUUUGGCCUAUCCGCUCAUUUGGCUGAUUGCCAAAAAUUUGGAUCAGGGAAUUGAGACGAUUGUGUAUUUGAGUGAAACUUCGGCUGAACAAUUGAAAAAUGGCGGGUUGUAUUAUGAUAAAAAAGAGGAGAAUUAUAAUCAAAUGGUUAAUACGGUAAGGGGUUUUGGGGGAGUUUUUUGGGUAAAAAAAAUUUGGGAAAAAUUCUGGAGAUUUUUUUUGAAAAUUUCCUGUUUUUAUUCAAAAAAUCAAGUAGAUCCAAAUUUUUCUGGAAUAAAAAUUGAGGAAAAUUCAAAAUUUCUGAAUUUUGCUCAUUGCUCAGGUUAAAAAAAUUCGAUUUUUUUGUGAAUUGCAAAAGUAUAAUCUGAGCAACGAACUUUGAAAAUAUCAAAUUUUCAAAAAUAAUUUUUUUUGAAGUUCAGGAAAAAAGUUAUUCAAAAAAAUUUUUUAAAGAAAAAUUUAAUCAAAUUCUUUCGAAAAACAACUCCUGAAUUUUUGUCUAGCAUUGCUCAGGUUAAAUAAAUUUGAUCUAGUUUUACAAUUUUUGUGAAUAGCAAAAAGUAUGCACUUUGAAAAUAUAAAAUUUUCAAUAAAUUUUUUUUUUUGAAUAACAUUUUUCCGGAAUCCGAGUUUUUUAUUAGGUCGAAAAAAAUCACUGUAUUUUCUCCCUAUUUUUUGACAUUUUCUGAAUCGAAAAUUUUUUUGAAAAGCAUUUUUCAACAGUUUCGGAAUCCCCAUACGUCGCAUACCCCUGUUUCAAAUCCGCCAGUGCAUACCCCUAUUUUUGAAAAAAAAAAACUGGGAUUCCGAAUCCCAGUUUUCAAAAUAAAUGUUUUUCUAUUUUUCGAAAAUCCCCAAAUUCCAGACAUCAAUCCGUCAAUUAUGGGCAACUCUAAUGCACAUCGAAGACGCGAUUUUCAAACGAAACCCCAAUUUAACCGAAUCCCAAAAAGGAACAGUCUACACUAUUCGAGACAAAUUGAACGAAUCAUUGAUUGGAUUCGAUGAAAAUUGCCAUGGAGAUCAAUAA